AUGGGUUACACCGCAAAGGCAACUAUCCCUCUCAUCCCUCUGGCCCGAGAUUCGGUCCUUUUGCCUGGCGUCACCCUCAGGAUAUCUGUUUCGAAUCGCGCCGAUAUACCCCUCCUCAUCUCCUCUGCCUUUCAAAGAGCCACAAGGUCAAGAGUAGGGACUGCGUCUCUCCCUGUCGGCUGUGUCCCUAUCAACUCCCCUUAUCUCAGCGCCGAUGGAAGGGAACUGCUCGACAGUUCGAAGAAAGAGAGCAGCGGCCACGUUGAGCAUGAUAUCGAUCCGGGCAACGCGACCAAGAAGGAUUUAUUUCAGUAUGGUACUUUAGCAAAGAUCAUAGGAGUCCAAGGCAGCUCCAACGCGGAUCCAUACUUGGUCGUGGAAGGCGUCCAGCGGUUCAGGAUAGAUAAGAUCAAGCACGAGAAGCCAAACUUUGAGGCCGAAGUCACAUUCUACGAGGACGGGGUACCAGAUCUCAAUGAUGGUGACCUGCGCGCCAGUUUCACACGACUUAAACAACGAUCUCGGGAACUUUUGACCUUGCUUCGAUUGUCAUCCCUCUUCCGACCUGCUUCGAUGGUUCUUUCACCACUGAUCGUCCGCCGCUUUGAGUUGUUCAUUGCAAAGAAAGAUCUCUCUCAGGCUGGGCAGCUGGCAGACUUUAUGACCGAUAUUGUGGAAGCAAGUUACGAAGAGAAACUACGCAUACUGAGCACGUUGGACUUGUACGAGCGCCUAGAGCGUGUUCUAGCUCUGCUGAACAAGCAAAUCUCCGGUAUCAACGGCAACAUCAAAAUUACUUCGAUUACCUCGACAACGCUACCAUCCAAUAUUGGAGUGGACAUCUCCGACCUCAACCAGAGCCAACGCGAGGCUCUUGCGAGGCGUGCGAUGUCCGGCCUGAACGGCAUGACGCCUCCGGGCAUGCCAGGUGCACGAGGUGGAGAAGGCGAUGAAGAUAAUGAGGUCAAUGAAGUAGAAGAGCUCAAAAAGAAGGUGGCUGAGGCUGGGCUGUCACCAGAAGCCCAGAAAGCUGCUGAUCGCGAACUGAAGCGCUUAAAGAAGAUGAAUCCUGCUAACGCAGAGUAUGGGGUUAUACGCACUUACGUGGAGAACCUGGUUGAGAUCCCCUGGACCAAGGUUACUGAUGACCAGUUGGGGGCGGAUACUCUCACCCGAGCUCGCAAGCAACUUGAUGACGAUCACUACGGGUUGGAGAAAAUCAAGAAGCGGCUACUCGAAUACCUUGCGGUCUUGAAGCUCAAGCAAUCCGUGAAUGCUGAUGUCGAUCAACAAAUUGCACGUUUGACAAAGCAACUUGCCCCUACGCAAGAAGGCGAGGAAAGAGAGGUCGAGGCGAUUCCGGACAAUGAGAAGGACGCCGCUACUGCUAAACUGCAUGUCCUUAAGUCGAAGCGAAUGAUCGACAAGUCGCCUAUUCUUCUCCUCGUUGGUCCGCCUGGCACUGGCAAGACGUCUCUUGCGAAAUCUAUUGCACUCUCUCUAGGCCGCAAGUUCCACAGAAUCUCCCUUGGUGGCGUUCGGGACGAAGCUGAAAUUCGAGGCCACAGGCGGACCUAUGUCGCUGCAAUGCCAGGUCUUAUUGUCAGUGGCCUGAAGAAGGUUGGGGUGGCGAACCCUGUCUUCCUCCUUGAUGAGAUCGACAAGGUCAGCACAAACAAUUUCCAUGGGGACCCGUCAGCUGCUAUGCUUGAGGUGCUCGAUCCUGAACAGAACCACAGCUUCAGUGACCACUACGUCAACAUACCCAUUGACCUCAGUAAAGUUCUCUUCAUCGCUACCGCCAACUCCCUCGACACUAUUCCCGCGCCACUUCUCGACCGUAUGGAAACUAUCCAACUUUCUGGCUACACCACUAUCGAGAAACGUCACAUUGCUAAGCAACAUCUCAUUCCUAAACAAGUCCGUACGAACGGUCUCUCGGAUGGUCAAGUUAUCCUGCCUGACGAUGUCAUCGACACUAUUAUAACCUCCUAUACCCGUGAGUCUGGUGUGCGUAACCUUGAGCGCGAAAUAGGCUCGGUCUGCCGAUACAAGGCUGUCCAGUACGCAGAUGCAAGAGAUGCAAAUGACACCAGCCCAAAUAAAUAUAAUCCCACCGUGACCGUGGAUGAGCUCGAAGACAUCCUGGGUAUCGAACGCUUCGAGGAAGAAAUUGCCGAAAAGUCCUCCAGGCCUGGGGUCGUCACAGGCCUCGUGGCGUACUCGUCUGGUGGUCAGGGGAGCAUAUUAUUCAUCGAAGUGGCUGAUAUGCCCGGGAAAGGCCGUGUUCAACUCACUGGCAAACUGGGCGACGUGCUCAAGGAGUCAGUCGAGGUCGCACUCACGUGGGUCAAGGCGCACAGUUAUGAUCUAGGCCUUACCCACCACCCUCAUGAGGACAUUAUGGAGAAGCGUGCUAUCCAUGUCCACUGUCCUGCCGGAGCGGUGCCAAAGGACGGCCCCAGUGCCGGGCUCGCGCACACCGUGGCUCUGAUCAGUCUUUUCAGUGGGAAGAGCGUGCCUCCUACGAUCGCCAUGACGGGAGAAGUCAGUCUUCGAGGCCGCGUCAUGCCGGUCGGUGGCAUCAAAGAGAAGCUCAUCGGUGCUCAUCGGGCCGGAGUCAAGAAGGUUCUUCUGCCUGCACAUAAUCGUAAGGACGUCAAGGAUGUGCCUGAUGAGGUGAAGAACGAGAUGGAGAUUAUCUAUGUUAAACAUGUUUACGAGGCGCUCAGACAAAUUUGGCCCGAGUCGCAAUGGGCCUCGGAUAGGUAUUUUGCCGAGGUGGAAAGUCGGUUGUAG
This is a messenger RNA of Exophiala spinifera, 2799 nucleotides long. RefSeq names its product ATP-dependent protease La. Lineage: Eukaryota; Fungi; Ascomycota; Eurotiomycetes; Chaetothyriales; Herpotrichiellaceae. The coding region runs from base 1 to 2799 and encodes 932 amino acids. The transcript is spliced from 2 exons. Gene Ontology annotation, molecular function: ATP binding; serine-type endopeptidase activity; ATP hydrolysis activity. Gene Ontology annotation, biological process: protein targeting to peroxisome; protein processing; protein quality control for misfolded or incompletely synthesized proteins. Gene Ontology annotation, cellular component: peroxisomal matrix. The record is from RefSeq and is a predicted model, not a curated record.